GCUGUUGCGGGAUUACUCUGGCCAGUUCACCUGCCCGUGUUUUCUCAGAUAACGUCCCCGAAUGUUUCCUGAUAACGGCUCCACAUAUAGGGACAGAUAGAAAACUGACUAAUACACACACACCGACAUUUUAAAAUUGCCUGAUAUCAUUUCCUUGUGUUGUUCCUACAUUACAAUCAGAUUCCAUUCGUUUGUGGAUAUAUAAGAUGAAUACAUCUCUCUAAAGAUUAUGCUAUGAGAUACUGGUGGUAAAGAGGAGAAUAACGAUGAGGACGACGGCAGUAGUAUUACUGUGUACCCUUGUGGUAGGGUUGGACAGUCAAAAUAUAGGAGAGUGUCCUCUUGGAUGGUUUUUCCACGGCCAAAGUUGUUAUGAAUUUAUCAAAGAUCCACUAGCGCUGUACGAAGAGGCCGAUAAGAUAUGCAAGGGGAAAGGUGCUGCCCUCGUCAGUGUUAACUCGUACGAUGAGCAUAUCUUCAUCAUACAACAACUGAAGGCGAUCGAUAUAGCAAAACGCUACACCUGGUGGACAAGUGGGUCUGAGAUAGACGACCGUGUUAAAUGGGAAGGCGAUGGUCAGUUUGCUGACCCUAAUAUCGAGUACUGGUUGAACCCAGCAGAGACAGACAACCCAUCCAUCCAUGUGGUCUACAAAUACUCAUAUCUACAAGCUGGUUACGGGUGGCAGAAACAGGCACGUAAUGUCAAAUCAAGCUACAUUUGUGAAAUACCAAGGGCGGAGGUUCACAGACUUGUACAAGACGAGCGAGACUUCACUUUUGGAACAAAUAUCGUGGACCCAAAUAAGGUCCAGACAGGUCCAUCGUUUAUCAUCCAGCCCACUGAUGUUGUGAUUACGGAAAGGACAACGACAGCAUCACUUGAGUGCGUUGCCAGGGGUAACCCUCAGCCAGAUUAUCGGUGGUAUAAGGGCAGUAACCAAACGGACGAGGUAGUGGCUACCAAGACAAUUACGGUUACCAAUGGAAAGCUUACGUUUGACAACGUAUCAGAGACAACUACAGCAGGAGCCUAUCAAUGCGUAGCGUCCAACAAGUUUGGCUCCUCCCUCAGCGAUAUUGUGUACGUAACAUACGGAUAUCUUCGAGAGUAUUCAAACGUUCCACCAGGAGCAGUGAAUGCUUCCCAAUAUCAAGGAACCUACAUCAACUGUAACCCGCCUUCUCACAAGCCAGGUGCCACGUUUCAGUGGAUGAGAGAUGGCAAGAAAGGAUUGGAAUUUCUAAUGCCUCAGCUCAACAAUUACUACUUCGUAUCGCAAGGCGGAAAUCUCUAUUUCUCGGAAGUGCAGGCCGUGGACACGGGCUAUUAUUACUGUUCGGUCACGCUGUCUGCUGGACAAACAGGCACGUUGACCACAGACCAGCCGACCAGUUCUCUCAGUCUUGGAAUCAAACUCAGCGUAGGCAGUCAGUCUGCGGCAGAAUAUCCACCAGAAAUACACGACGGGUUUCCCAUAGUCUACCCUACCAAUCCUGUGAGAGGCAUGACAAUAUACAUCGAGUGUUUAGCAUAUGGAAGGUUGCCACUCUACUAUUCAUGGACCCGUAAAAACAAACCCAUGCCGUCACGUGCCCGGGCAACGGACCUUAACCGGGUACUGGUUAUUGAAAAUGUCCAGUUGGAGGAUGAAGGAACGUACGAGUGUCUUGUGAAAUCCUCUAGAGCGACCUCUUCUGUAAAGGAGUACACUCUUUCAAUCGGAGCAAAGCCUUACUAUGUGUCCCCGUUGAAGAAUAUCCACGCUGAUAUCAACAGUGAACUGACCUGGCGAUGCGAGGCGGUCGCUAUACCACGUGCUACAUUCACGUGGUACAAAAAUACAAAACCUCUCCUCCCAGUCCCAGGCCAGAUAGACAUCACUUCAAACGUUUUGAAAAUCACCAGUCUAGAUCCUGCACGUGAUAGUGGCAUGUAUCAAUGCUCAGCAGAAAACUCUCACGGGAUAACGCUGAGUGGAGCACAGCUUCGUGUUUUGUCCGUGAAACCAUCGUUCUUUAGAAACCCGUUACCGAUGACAAUGUAUGGUGCAAUGAAUGGCAACAUCACUAUUCCGUGUCGACCAGAAGCAGCCCCAACACCAGAGAUAUCAUGGCUCAGAGAUGGAGUUCCAAUAGGAGCACGAACUGGACUUCACGUGAUGUACAAUGGCGACCUUCGAAUGACGCGCAUGCAGCUGUCAGAUGAGGGACUGUAUACGUGUGAGGCUACCAAUGUUAAUGGCAAGGCCCAGAGUCACUGCAAACUAACUGUCAUAAACCAGAUGUCGUUUAUCCAGACUCCGGUGACGACGGACGUCGACUAUAACAACACAGCUUUUCUACAGUGUGAGGUAUCCUAUGAUACCAGAUAUGACCUCAUCUACCGCUGGACCCACAAUGGCCGCGUUAUCAACAUCACGCAAAAUGCGCAUUAUCGAAUAGGCGAGCGGAUAAAUAUACGUGGACUGUACAUAAUGUACGCCGAUUUCCACCACACUGGCUACUACGAGUGUCAGGCACUGACAACGAGGUCUAUGAUCAAAAGUGGAGCGACAUUAACCGUCAAAGGACCCCCUGGGGAACCUGCUGGAAUCUAUGCAGAUCUAUAUAGUAGAACACCUCAUUCGCUCCGUCUGAAAUGGACCCCACCUCCAGACCACGGCAGCCCUAUCCUCUAUUACAUCAUUGAGUCAAAGACACAAUACAACCCCGAAUGGAAGGUGCAGGUAGCAAAUAUUUCAGAGCAGGACGCCCUGUUAUCCGAUCCCGGCAGUGGUAUGGAUAAGAGAACGUUCAUGGUUACGGGCCUGAAACCUUUCAAUGACUACUUUUUCCGGGUCAGAGCCAAAAACAGCUACCCAACCCUGGGUCCAAUUAGUAUUCCGUCAGAUUCGUACCAUCUUGAUGGCGCGGCACCAGUUGUUGCCCCUAGGAAAGUGACAGGAGGUGGCGGCACUGUCGGCGUUCUAACCAUCACGUGGUCGCCGCUUCCUUUGGAGGACAGAGGCGGUAAUUCAAUCGGCUAUAUUAUCUACUGGAGACUUCAAGGCGACACGACCGCAUACAAACAGGUUAUGAAGACGGGAGAUGUCAGUCAACACGUGGAAGAUGUCGGCCUAAAUAACUAUUACCUCCAGUACGAAGUCAUCAUCGGUGCAUUCAACGAGUUCGGAUAUGGACCAAACAGCACGAUAGCCAUUGUCUACUCCGCGGAAGGAAUGCCCACGUUUGUGCCGAAGAAUAUCAGAGGAGACGGGGUCAACUCUACGUCAAUAUAUCUUACCUGGGACCCAGUACCAAAUACUCGUCAAGCUAUGAAAGGUGUUAUUCAGGGUUUUGAGCUGAAUGUCGAAGACUUUAAUGACCCAAACCGAAAGUCUGGUACAACAUACCUGUAUGGGGUUCACACGACUGGUACAAUCAUAGGUGUGGAGCCAAACUCGGACUAUUGGGUGACAGUACAGGUUUUCAACACUGCAGGAGAAAGCAACCCUAGCGAGAGAUAUCGAAUCAGUACCUAUCUCAACGCACCCUUCCUGUAUCCGGAGUAUGUGACGAUUUCAUCCCAUGGUUCCGAGAGUGUGGCAGUCAAAUGGCGUGGUAUCAGUACUGGGCUCCUGGAGGAGUCCAUCAAAGGCUAUAAGCUCGAGUACUGGCCGAGGGGAGAGAACUUCCGAGCAGCAAAAACCGUAAUUACAAACAAGGUAACGAAUGCGGUUAUCUAUGGGAUCCAAAAGGAUGUUAUAUACAGCCUAAGAGUACUCGGCUACAGUAACGGCGGGGACGGCAAGAAAAGUCCAACACAGUAUUUCACUCUCGGUGGACAUGUUCCAGUGGAUCCGACAAUAUCAUUCAUGAUCCAAGUGGGCGGCGGCACCCAGAUAACACAGUCUCUGGUCAUCGUUCUCAUCAUCUCAACGUUGGCAACUUAUAUACCUAUCCUAUAGAAUUCAGGGUUAGACAUUGUAUCAGAAAUCCAGUGAGUGAGACUUAGAAAUGGUUGUGUGUGGAUUUAUCAAAACUUAUAAAAUAUGUAACCGCACUUAACGUAUAAGUGAGUUAUAUGAAAGAGUAUAAACAUGUUUUAUCGAGAAUAGUAUACGCAAGCCUUAUGAAAGAGUAGGGAAAAGGCUUUCGGCACACUACGACAAAGUAUAAGCAGUACUGGGGUAAGAAAGCUAUGUGAAAGUCUAUAACAGUGAACUCGUUAAAAGAUUAUAACAAGAAUCAGUUCAGGUUAUAAGUGAGUUCUGUGAAAGGUCAAUGCAUUUUUCACGGUAAAGAAGAACUGUAAGCUCUGAAAUAGAUCGUUUACUUGAAAUCUAAAAUUGAAGUGAUGAGAAAACCGAUAGAGUUAUAUUUCCAUGUUAAUCUAUACUUGUACAGUAUUACAUAUUGCAUAAAUAAAUCAUCGUAUACAUGUUUAAAUCCGUUGACGUAUGGACUUUACCCUUUAUAUAUAUAAAUAUAUAUACACUGAUCAAUGAUAUAUUUGUACAGAUACCUAUUUGAAAGUCAUGAAUAGUAUGAGUGCUAAACAGUACCAAACACAUUAUCAUAUGUUUGUGAGUGAGAGAGUAAGUGAAUAUUUAUUCCAUCAUGUUAUUCCUGUAUCCAUGCAUUCUUACCUUCCAAACGGAACAUGACAAAAACUGUUGUUUUUUCACUGUAGACAUUGUGAACAUGUCAAUCGAUUACUGUACUGUUAUGUUUAAAGCGAUACCAUUCAUGUACAGGAAUACUUCAUUUUGUAGCAAUUCAUAUCCGAUUCAUUGCACUGAUUGUGGAGGUAAAUCUUUAAAUUUUUGUCACAAACACACUUUUUACGAUGAAAUCUGCAUUUUCAUCUCUGUAAAAGUCAGCUGUUUGACUCUAAUUUCAUAUGUUUUGUAUUGCAGUAUAGCAUCUACUACCAUGAAUGAACUAAUCUUAGUGUAAUCAUACUGUUAACGUACCUAUCUAGGCGCACUUUGAUUUUAAUGCAUUAUCGAAUUUUAACAGAUUAACGCAUUAUCGAAUUUUAACCGAUUAAUGCAUUAUCGAAUUUUAACAGAUUAACACAUAAAAAAAUUGGCGUAUCUGCAAAAUAUACAAACCAAAACAAUAAACAGGAAUUUAAAUUUGCGCAAUCAUCAUUCUGCGAAACACAUGGUAUUAUAGCGCGAAAAACGCUGAAAUAAGACUACCACUAAAAGGUGUUUGUUUGCAGUAUUUUGGUUAUCAUAAAAACAAAAUCGUGAGUAAUAUAUGUCUUUCUAGAGUUAAUGCUGUACAUUAAUAGCCCGCCAGAGACAAUGAUACUACUAGAUAUGAAUACCGCUAAAAUAAAAGCGUUCCACUAAAAUUAUUGUGUUUACAGCAUACAGAUACGUUAAUAUGACAAAUUAAUAACUCCAAUGAAAUAGAUGUGUGAAUGGAUAUUUUUUGAGAUACAUAUCAUAAUUUUAUGAUCAAUUAUGUUUAUUUUUUUUAAUUUUCAUAUUAUACUAUAGUGCUUGUUAUGGACAAUCAAAUUGAUUCCUCUCUGAAAUAAGUGCGCGUGAGUUUGUUUUCGUUUACAUAUAAUUCUUUUUUUAUUCUUUUUAUAUAUUAACGGUUAGUGCUUGUUAUUAUAAAUCAAUAUCAUAAUCAUUUUUUCUGUUAAUCUCGUUUUAUAUAUGUAGUCAUUGAAAUACGUGUGCUACAAUGUUAGAUAAACUUCAUUAUGUUUCAUUAUAAUACUUCCCAUACAUUUUAAUAAAUAUUCUUUUGGUA
Mizuhopecten yessoensis (Yesso scallop) is the source of this 5757-nucleotide messenger RNA. Its product is annotated as contactin-like. Gene Ontology annotation, molecular function: protein binding. Gene Ontology annotation, biological process: cell-cell adhesion. The coding region runs from base 267 to 3950 and encodes 1227 amino acids. The transcript is spliced from 25 exons. The record is from RefSeq and is a predicted model, not a curated record. NCBI's taxonomy places the organism in Eukaryota, Metazoa, Mollusca, Bivalvia, Pectinida, Pectinidae.